Oreochromis aureus is the source of this 6430-nucleotide messenger RNA. RefSeq names its product scavenger receptor cysteine-rich type 1 protein M130-like. Gene Ontology annotation, cellular component: membrane. The transcript has 21 exons. The record is from RefSeq and is a predicted model, not a curated record. NCBI's taxonomy places the organism in Eukaryota, Metazoa, Chordata, Actinopteri, Cichliformes, Cichlidae. The coding region runs from base 64 to 5454 and encodes 1796 amino acids.
UGUUAGCAGAAAUAUACGUAGGAAAGCACACGAUGGUCAGAGCAGAGAGACGUGUAGCUGGACAUGGAUCACCUGUUAGUGUUGCUGCUCCUGUGGAGCUCAGGACUUCAAACUGAAGGAAAACACAGUUCUCCAGAGUCUGAUGAUGUCAGGUUGGUGGGAGUAACCAGUCACUGUGCAGGAACUCUGGAGAUGAAACAUCUGGGAAAGUGGAGACCAGUGGAGGGGUAUCACUGGACCCUGAAAGAAGCAGCUGUUAUCUGUCAACUUCUGGACUGUGGCUCUGCUGUUUCUGUAGAUUGGAGAUACGAGUCCCCAUUAAGAUCUAUGUGGAUGAUGAACUCUGAAUGUAUUCAGUCUGAAUCUGAUCUGACGAAAUGUGUAACAUCAGAUUCAUCUUCUGCUAUCAUGAAUCUUACCUGCUCAGACUCUGUCAGGCUGCUGAAUGGUUCCAGUCUGUGUUCAGGCAGACUGGAGGUGAAGUCUAACCAGAGCUGGUCCUCAGUGUGUGAAGCUGACUUUGACCAGCAGGAUGCAGAGGUGGUCUGUAGGGAGCUCGGCUGUGGGCCUCCUUCGGACCUCCAGGGGGCGCUCUAUGGUGAAGUGGAGGCUCCAGUGUGGCGCAAAGAGUUCCAGUGUGGAGGCCAUGAGUCUGCUCUCCUGGACUGUAGAAGCUCAGGCUCAGCUCGAAACAGCUGCUCACCUGGCAAAGCUGUUGGACUCACCUGCUCAGAGCCUGAUGAUGUCAGGAUGGUGGGAGGAGCUAAUCCCUGUGCAGGUACACUGGAGCUGAAACAUCUGGGAGAGUGGAGACUCAUGUAUGGCUUUGACGUCACACUGAAAGAUGCAGCUCCUAUCUGUGAACAUCUGGAGUGUGGAUCUGCUGUUUCUGCAGAAGGAAGCACUUCAUUCAGACUAGGGUGGAAGAUCAGACCUGACUGUGUUCACUCCAGAUCUGCUCUGAGGGAGUGUGCAACAUCAGGUUACUAUGAACCCAUCCUGAAUCUUACUUGCUCAGACUCUGUCAGGCUGCUGAAUGGUUCCAGUCUGUGUUCAGGCAGACUGGAGGUGAAGUCUAACCAGAGCUGGUCCUCAGUGUGUGAAGCUGACUUUGACCAGCAGGAUGCAGAGGUGGUCUGUAGGGAGCUCGGCUGUGGGCCUCCUUCGGUCCUCCAGGGGGCGCUCUAUGGAGAAGUGGAGGCUCCAGUGUGGAGCAAAGAGUUCCAGUGUGGAGGCCAUGAGUCUGCUCUCCUGGACUGUAGAAGCUCAGGCUCAGCUCGAAACAGCUGCUCACCUGGCAAAGCUGUUGGACUCACCUGCUCAGAGCCUGUCAGGUUGGUGGGAGGAGCCAAUCGCUGUGGGGGCCUGAUGGAGCUGAAACAUCUGGGAGAGUGGAGACCAAUGGAACACUUCCACUGGACCCUGAAAGAUGCAGCUGUUGUCUGUGAACAUUUGGACUGUGGUUCUGCUGUUUCUGUAAAAGUGGAACGCAAGCGUUCGUCGAGGCCGUCAUGGAGGAUCAGACGCGACUGUGUUCCAUCUACAUCUGGUCUAAGAGAGUGUGCAACACCAAGCUCCACUACUUUCAUCUUGAAGCUCACCUGCUCAGACUCUGUCAGGCUGCUGAAUGGUUCCAGUCUGUGUUCAGGCAGACUGGAGGUGAAGUCUAACCAGAGCUGGUCCUCAGUGUGUGAAGCUGACUUUGACCAGCAGGAUGCAGAGGUGGUCUGUAGGGAGCUUGGCUGUGGGCCUCCUUCGGUCCUCCAGGGGGCGCUCUAUGGAGACGUGGAGGCUCCAGUGUGGAGCAAAGAGUUCCAAUGUGGAGGCCAUGAGUCUGCUCUCCUGGACUGUAGAAGCUCAGGCUCAGCUAGAAACAGCUGCUCACCUGGCAAAGCUGUUGGACUCACCUGCUCAGAGUCUGAUGAUGUCAGGUUGGUGGGCGGAGCCAGUCACUGUGCAGGAACACUGGAGCUGAAACAUCUGGGAGAGUGGAGAGUAGUGGAUGGUUAUGCUUGGACCCUGAAACAUGCAGCUAUUGUCUGCCAACUGCUGGACUGUGGCUCUGCUGUUUCUGUAGAAUGGAGAAUUGAGACCCCAAACAAAUCUGUGUGGGAAAUGGAAAUUGAAUGUAUUCAGUCUGGAUCUGCUGUGAGAGACUGUGUAACAUCAGAUUCAUCUCCUGUCAUCACCAAUGUCACCUGUGCAGACUCUGUCAGGCUGCUGAAUGGUUCCAGUCUGUGUUCAGGCAGACUGGAGGUGAAGUCUAACCAGAGCUGGUCCUCAGUGUGUGAAGCUGACUUUGACCAGCAGGAUGCAGAGGUGGUCUGUAGGGAGCUCGGCUGUGGGCCUCCUUCGGUCCUCCAGGGGGCGCUCUAUGGAGAAGUGGAGGCUCCAGUGUGGAGCAAAGAGUUCCAGUGUGGAGGCCAUGAGUCUGCUCUCCUGGACUGUAGAAGCUCAGGCUCAGCUAGAAACAGCUGCUCACUUGGCAAAGCUGUUGGACUCACCUGCUCAGAGCCUGAUGAUGUCAGGAUGGUGGGAGGAGCUAAUCCCUGUGCAGGUAUACUGGAGCUGAAACAUCUGGGAGAGUGGAGACCGAUGUAUGAGUUUGGCUGGACACUGAAAGAUGCAGCUCCUAUUUGUGAACAUCUGGACUGUGGUUCUGCUGUUUCUUUACAACAAACCAAGUCAUCAUUAAAAUUUGGGUGGAGGAUCAAACCUGACUGUGUUAAGUCCAGAUCUACUCUGAGAGAGUGCACAACAUCAGGUUACUACAACCCCAUCAUGAAUCUUACUUGCUCAGACUCUGUCAGGCUCCUGAAUGGUUCCAGUCUGUGUUCAGGCAGACUGGAGGUGAAGUCUAACCAGAGCUGGUCCUCAGUGUGUGAAGCUGACUUUGACCAGCAGGAUGCAGAGGUGGUCUGUAGGCAGCUCGGCUGUGGGCCUCCUUCGGUCCUCCAGGGGGCGCUCUAUGGAGAAGUGGAGGCUCCAGUGUGGAGCAAAGAGUUCCAGUGUGGAGGCCAUGAGUCUGCUCUCCUGGACUGUAGAAGCUCAGGCUCAGCUAGAAACAGCUGCUCACCUGGCAAAGCUGUUGGACUCACCUGCUCAGAGUCUGAUGAUGUCAGGUUGGUGGGAGGAACCAAUUACUGUGAGGGCAUGAUGGAGCUGAGACAUCUGGGAGAGUGGAGAACAGUGAGUGCCUUUAGCUGGACCCUGAAAGAUGCAGCUGUUGUGUGUAAACAUCUGGACUGUGGCUCUGCUGUUUCUGUUAACUCAAGACAUGAGUCUUUAAAUAGACCUGCGUGGUGGAUCAUAUAUGAUUGUGUUCACGUCAGAUCUGCACUGAAGGACUGUACAGCAUCAAGUUCCCAUGUCUUCAUCCUGAACAUCACUUGCUCAGAGUCUGUCAGGUUGGGGGGAGCCAGUCGCUGUGUAGGAACAGUGGAGCUGAAGCAUCAAGGAGAAUGGAGACCAGCAAUUGACUAUGACCUCAGGAAAGCAGCUGUUCUCUGUAAACAUCUGGACUGUGGAUCUGCUGUUUCUGCUGUAAUCAGACCGAAGUCCUCACCUGCAGAUGUGCUGGAGAUCAGCUCUGACUGUUUUCAGUCUGGAUCUACUCGAAGCGAGUGUGCAGCACCAAAUGCCUCCAACUACACCCUGGAUCUAAUUUGCUCAGACCUGCUAGUUCAGCCCAUCAUCCAUGCGUCCUCCAUGGAUGGGGUCUCUGAGUCCCAGGAGCAGGGGCUUACAGUAUCCAGGCACUCCAACUUCACCAUCAGGUGCUCCAUCCAGCCACAGUACCCAGGAGGCUCCUUCCAGCUCACCUUCAACUCCACCAACACCACAUACAGCUAUACCCAGCCAGCUGUCAAUCACUCUGCCCACUUCCUGUUUCCUGCUGCAGAGCCCGCCCACCAAGGAAACUACAGCUGUGUUUAUCACGUCUACGUUUUCUCUCAUAACUUCACCGCUGAGAGCCGCCAGCUGUCUGUCACUGUGUCAGAGUUUGUCAGCUUGGUAGGAGGACCCAGUCGCUGUGCAGGAACACUGGAAUUGAAACAUUUGGGUGUGUGGAGACCAAUGGAUGGCUCUGACUGGACCAUAAAGGCAGCAUCUGUUAUCUGUGAACAUCUGGACUGUGGCUCUGCUGUUUCAGUAGAAUGGCGAGAGGAUUCCACAGAGAAAUCUGUGUGGAAGAUCCAAAACGACUGCAUUGAGUCUGGAUCAGCUAUAAAAGAAUGCUUACAACUUUGGUUGUCUUCCUUCUCUCUGUAUCUCACGUGCUCAGACUCUGUCAGGCUGCUGAAUGGUUCCAGUCUGUGUUCAGGCAGACUGGAGGUGAAGUCUAACCAGAGAUGGUCCUCAGUGUGUGAAGCUGACUUUGACCAGCAGGAUGCAGAGGUGGUCUGUAGGGAGCUCGGCUGUGGGCCUCCUUCGGUCCUCCAGGCGGCGCUCUAUGGAGAAGUGGAGGCUCCAGUGUGGAGCAAAGCGUUCCAGUGUGGAGGCCAUGAGUCUGCUCUCCUGGACUGUAGAAGCUCAGGCUCAGCUCGAAACAGCUGCUCACCUGGCAAAGCUGUUGGACUCACCUGCUCAGAGUCUGAUGAUGUCAGGUUGGUGGGAGGAGCCAGUCGCUGUGCAGGAUCACUGGAGCUGAAACUGGGAGAGUGGAGACCAGUGGAAGCUUCUGAGUGGAUCCUGGGCAAAGCAGCCGUAAUCUGUGAACACCUGCACUGUGGUUCUCUUGAUUAUGUGGAGGCUAGAAAUGAGUCCUUGCUCAGAUCUGUUUGGAGACUCAAACCUGACUGUGUUCAAUCUGGAUCUGCUCUGAGGGAGUGUGCAACAUCAGAAUACUCUUUAAUGAUUAUGAAUUUCACCUGCUCAGACCUGCUAAUUCAGCCAAACAUCCAUGCGUUCUCCAUGGAUGGGGUCUCUGAGGCCCAGCAGCAGGGGCUUCAGGUGUCCAGCCGCUCCAACUUCACUAUCAGCUGCUCCAUCCAGCCACAGUACCCAGGAGGCUCCUUCCAGCUCACCUUCACCUCCUCAAACACCACAUACAGCUACACCCAGCCAGCUGUCAAUCACUCUGCCCACUUCCUGUUUCCUGCUGCAGAGCCCGUCCACCAAGGAAACUACAGCUGUGUUUAUCACAUCUACGUUUUCUCUCAUAACUUCUCCUCUGAGAGUCGCCUGCUGUCUGUUGCUAUUUCAGAUUCAGCAGAUUCACCAGCUCCAACAGCUUCAACAGUUCAUACCAUCACAGGAGUCGUCCUGCUGCUGAUUCUCCUGAUUGUGAUCACUGCCCUUUAUUUCUCCUGGAAGGCCAGCAGGGAGCUGAAGCUGAGAAGAAAGGAGAACACUGAUGUGGUUUACUACAACUACAGUGAUCACGGAGCAGAGGGAGGAUCAGCUGAAGAUGAAAGUCACCGCCUCAAAGGAGCUCAUCUCAAAUCCAAAUGAAUUUCUGAAAAAUAAGUAUCAUAACAGUUAACACAACAGUUUUCAAUUGAUUAUAAACCUGUGUACUCACUCCACUGAUGUAGCGCUUCAUUUUAAACUAGAGGGGAAAGCACAAUGUCAUCCAACAAACAUAUCAGGCAAUCAGGACGUCAGGCUCAUUUUUAAUUUCAACAACACUCUAAUUUCAUGCUGUAUAUUAAAUUAAGUCAUUGUUUAUUCUUUAAAUCUGAUAUUGUUAUACCAUGUGCCACUGGAUUACAUCUGGUAACAUGCAACAACAAUUUAAUGUUACAUCCUUGGCCUGGGUUCACCUGAACAUAACUCCCCACUCAAACCACGCCAAAAGGCCGACAACACAGUAACUGAAAAUGCUAAGUAGCAGUUUAUUAGCUUCAGUGCUGAGCGAUGCCAAAACAACAAACAAGGUCUCUAAUGUUCCCUAACUGAAAAUUUUAAAAAACAAAAGACAGAUAUCUAACCUUAUCUCCCAACUAACAGACAAGAGAAAAAAACAUCUAAACAAAAAAGGCUUCUCACUCCUACUGCAGUGCUCAACAUGUACAGUGCAUGAAUAUUCACAAUUGUGUUUUUACAAACUGUUUACAAAAAACUAGUGAUUUGAAGUCAUUGGAAGCUGAAGCAUCGGCGCAUGUGUCAGAACAGCCACAAACAACAAGACAGUGCUUCAGAAGCACUGUGCCAACAUUUGAUUCGUCUGGCCGGUCACGUGAUCUACACUAACUGUGUUUUACUUUCACUUUUUGGGUGAGAGAAUUUAUGGUUGGUGGUUUUCGUCAUCUUAGGAAGACAAUGCUCACUUCAGACAGUUUGCAGGUGUCUCAGACCCAACCUACACAAUCCCAAUUUGGAAAGCUGAGAAGGAAAUGGUGGAGGAAAAGUUUAUGGAGGAAAAAGAGAAAGGUCACAAACUGAGUUUUCUGCUAAUGGUGUGGUGGUUGACACAUUUGCACAGCAA